GUGACGGCGGCGGCGGGGCCGAGAACGUGAGAAGAAUGGGUUCUGUGUCAGAGGAGCUCAGCUUGGUCCCCUUGCACCAGAGGCCGGAGCUGCUGGAAGCCUGUGCCAAGCUGCUGGGCGAGGAGUGGGGGAAGAGCCGGGCGUCGCGGCUCCACACGCUCCAGCGCUCCUCGGACGCCUUCCCCACCUGCCUGCUGCUGCUGCGGAGCCGGGCCCCCAGCGAGACCCCCGCCGCCCGGGAGGGGCCCUGCGAGCUCGUGGGCCACGUCCGACUCUCCCGCGUGGUCAGCCGUCCCCACGACCUCUUCGUGGAGAGCGUGGUGGUGGCCCGGGCGCUGCGGGGCCAGGGCUAUGGGCGGCGGCUGAUGGAGGCCACUGAGCAGUGGGCCCGGAACCGGGGCUUUCGCUGCCUGCACCUCACCACCCACGACAAGCAGCAUUUCUAUGCCCACCUGGGCUUUGUCCUGGGUGAGCCGGUGCAGAACGUGGCCUUUCUCAGCCCGGCUAUAUCCUCUGAGGUGCUGCGGCUCUUCUCUGCCCCUUCUGGGGCUGCCACUGCCCCCUCCAGCAGGCCAUGGGUACCUGCUGCCCCCCCACCUCCCCCGCCGCCCCUCACUGUCCCCCCACCGCCUCCCCCACCGACUGUGAUCUGGGCGAGGGGUGUCCUGGCUGAGAGCAGCGAGCAGAGCCUCCUGGAAUCCCCACACCGCGAUGCCAAAGGGCUCCCCAUCUUCUGGAUGAAGAAGGACAUCUGAGGGUCUGGGGCCCCGAGCCGGUGAUUAAAAGCAGUGCGGGCGGGAGGUGCCCGCCGCAGC
Lonchura striata (white-rumped munia) is the source of this 815-nucleotide messenger RNA. It is a transcript of the gene NAA80, whose product is annotated as N-alpha-acetyltransferase 80, NatH catalytic subunit. Gene Ontology annotation, biological process: protein acetylation. Gene Ontology annotation, cellular component: cytoplasm. Gene Ontology annotation, molecular function: acetyl-CoA binding; N-acetyltransferase activity. NCBI's taxonomy places the organism in Eukaryota, Metazoa, Chordata, Aves, Passeriformes, Estrildidae. The record is from RefSeq and is a predicted model, not a curated record.